This is a messenger RNA of Penicillium alfredii, 4338 nucleotides long. Its product is annotated as putative ubiquitin-specific protease UBP12. Gene Ontology annotation, biological process: protein deubiquitination. Gene Ontology annotation, molecular function: cysteine-type deubiquitinase activity. Bases 1 to 4338 code for a protein of 1445 amino acids. The transcript is spliced from 5 exons. Lineage: Eukaryota; Fungi; Ascomycota; Eurotiomycetes; Eurotiales; Aspergillaceae. The record is from RefSeq and is a predicted model, not a curated record.
AUGGUGACUUACUUUGCGAAUAGCGUCAAUUUAAGUGCACACAUUGUGGGAAGUUGUAGGCUCCUCGUCACGACGUCUUCUCCAAAGCGCCGCAAAGUCUCCCCCGAGCCUCGAAGCAGCCCAGGAGAGGCCCGACGUCACGGCCGCUCUGAACCUCCCCCGGUUCCCUUGCCACCCCGUCGGCACUCAACCUCGAACCGCAGGAGCAAAAGCGCCUCGUCGUCGCCUCCCCACUACGUGCCCGCUCAUCUGCAGUUUCCGCGCUCCGGAACCAGAUCCAAGUCCGGUGUGCGCUCGCCGACCCCCGCGACCGCAUACUCUGGACUCACCUUGUCGAGCGAGCAUUCUGACAUGCCCUCUGACCACCGCGACGGCACCCCGCCGGCCACCAGCGAGGGGCGGUCGCCUUCCCCGGGUGUCAAGCGCCCGGCCUCCGAGAUCGCGGAUUCUGACCCCGAGGGAGGUGUGAGCACGGCUGUCAACAAUGAUACCCACCUGUCGGAGAACAACGGUGGUGCGCAGGACAAUGGUGUCUAUCCCACCCCGUCUAGCAUGGAUACCUACACUGCAUCGACUGCGACCCGCGAACAUUCGAAAGCUGAAUCUGCCGAGUCCGAUGACAUCCCUUCGAUCGACGAACAAGUGGCUCAAGUGACCGCGGCGAUGAACCAGCCCCUCCAGGAUGGUGACAAGGGAUAUGUGAUUUCCAUGGCUUGGCUCAAGAAGGUGCUCGUGCGGAGCUCCUCUCAUGCCGAUCAAGUGGAAAAGGAAUUUCUGGAGAGUGACCUUGGUCCUAUGGACAACACCGACAUCGUCCUGGACACGGACCCCACGACCAGUGGCUUCAAAGACGAGGCUGGCGAGCCGUUCGUCCCGAUGCGACCUGGCCUGCAACUCGGCGAAGACUACGACAUUGUGCCUCAGCAAGGUUGGGACUUGAUCAUGAAGUGGUAUGGUCUUGCCGACCCGUCACCCAUCAUCCUUCGCUACGCACGCAACACGAACCCAUCUGGUGACAUUCCGAAUGUUAUCUACGAGCUCAACCCUCCAAUUUUCACUAUCUUCAAAUUGAUCAACCCCGCGAAGGGAACCACGCCAAAGGUCCUGAAGGAGAAGAACAUGCCGGCCGCGAAAGCCCUGGCCAGUCGUCAGAUGAACUUCCAGAAGUGGCUCAAGAACGCCAAGCAGCUGGGCGGAAUCGACAUGUCUACUAAAGUCCGGGUAUGGAAAGUCCUGGGCGGUCUACGAAGCGCCAAUGCAUCUGCGACAGCGACCCCGGCUGUCUCACGCAGUACGUCCCCGGCCCCGGCAGCGGCCCUGAUUCCCAGUGCCAACGACAAGCUGCUUGUGGACCUCAACACCUUCACUUCCCUGUCCGAGGGCAGUCAACGAGUGUUGGUUGAUGGUGUCAAGGAUCAGACCGCCAAUGAGAACUACAACGGCCGCAUGACACUGGACAUGGCAGGUCUCGCAGGAACCGAUGUUGUCAUCCUAGAGGAACAGGCGGGUGGAUCCAAGGGUGGGAAUUGGAUUUCCGAAGCUUCAGCACAGACGCUCAAGCGCCUUGGUAUCGCUGAGCAGCAAUCAAAGGAGGUCACUGCUCCCACCGUCGCCAAAAGCCCCAUGGCCAGUGGUCGGUCCACACCGGUCAAGGAGCUUCCGCAAGAGAAAAAGCGUCAAACCUUGGGCCUGGCUAUCACUGGAAUGGAAAACAUGGGCAAUACUUGCUACCAGAAUGCGGCAACGCAGUGCAAUUCCUACGUGGCGGAGUUGAACCCCGAAAACCUGCUUGCGUACCAUGGCCAAAUCGCCAAAGCGUAUGCCGGUCUCCUCCGCGCCAUCUUCCGUGAUCCGACACCGUCGUCUAUCUCUCCUGCGAACUUCCGCCGCACGAUCGGCAAGUACAAUUCCGCCAUGUCCGGAUUUGAACAACAUGACAGCCAAGAAUUCUUGAUGUUCCUCCUUGACGGGCUGUCUGAAGAUCUGAACCGGAUUCGGGACAAGCCGUACAUCGAGAAGCCCGAUUCCACAGAUGAGAUGGUCCACAACCGCGCCGCACUGGAAGAAUUUGGUGUCAAGUCAUGGGAUAUGUACAAGGCUCGCAAUGACUCGGUGAUCACGGAUCUUUUCGCUGGCAUGUACAAGUCGACGCUGGUUUGCCCCAAGUGUGACAAGGUCAGCAUCAUCUUUGAUCCUUUCAGCACCCUGACCUUGCAAAUCCCGGUGCCCCAAUACUUUUCCCGGGAGGUCGUCUACAUGCCGUUGAAUGGUGAACCCGUGAAGGUAGGGGUGGAGCUGGACCACAUGCCCACCCUCGAGGGCUGGAAACUCGCCGUUGCCAAGAAGGUGAACACUGAUGCGGAUCGAGUGAUCGCGGCCGAGGUUCACAAACACAGCUUCUGGAGGGUUUUCGAUUCCGACGAGGAGAAACGAUCAGUCAACAAAUUGCACGUCGCCUCCCACGACCUCGUCGUCUUCAUCGAAGUGGACGUUGUUCCACCUUCGCCCGAACGCCACGAUACCCCGACCCUCAAGUCGCCUGAGACUGAUCGCAUCAUUGUUCCUAUUUUCCACCGAAAGAUUGACCAGAACAGGAACACUGGCUUUUCUCGCCGUGAGAACUUCCUUGUUCCGUCGUUGAUUGUCCUCACCCGCGACGAGGCCCAAGACUACGAGACCAUCUACCGCAAGCUCCUGCGCCAUGUUGCUACCAUGACGACCCGCGACAUUUUCAACGAUAAACUCAUCUCAGAUGACGUGGCUGAGGGAGGAUUGGAGGACUCCGAUACCGUGGUGAUGAAUGAGGAUGAUGCGAAAUCUGCCGACUCGCGGAUCAAAACCUCCUCUGUUGAAGGCGAAGACAGCCUUGUCGAUAUUUCCAUGCAUGAUACUUCUCAACUCGGCGAGGCCUCCAGCCCGGCCACCGAAGCGACCAGCAAGCUCGCAGAAUCUACUGGGCACCUGCCCGGCAUCGCGCAUGGAUUGCAGCGUCUCUUCGACGUCAAGGUUGCCCAAAGUUCGGAACCCGUGCCUCUUGGCCGCCAGCUCAAUCCCUCCAAAAAUACCCACUCAUGUCCUCUCGCAUCACGCCUGCACCCGCCUCGCCUAAGCUCCACGAAUGACAUCAGUGAUGAAUACAGCGACACCGACGGUUCUGACAAUGAACCCAACACCAGUGGUUCCAACUCCGAUGUGUGGUCGCUCAUUUCUUUUGGGGAAGCAAUCUUGCUCGACUGGAACGACGAAGCUCGCGAUGCUCUGUUUGGUCGACGUGGAAAUAACACCAAUGACCCUCGUGGAGAGUUCACUUUCUCCAAGGCCAAUGGCAUUGUGGACCCUGAAUUGAUCCGGCAGCGUCGAAUCCGAGAACAGAACCAGGCCCGCGGAGUUCCCCUGGACAACUGUCUGACCGAGUUCAGCAAGGAGGAAAUUCUCUCUGAAACUGAUGCUUGGUACUGCCCUCGCUGCAAGGAACAUCGUCAGGCCCGCAAGAAGUUUGACCUCUGGAAGACCCCCGACAUUCUGGUCGUUCAUCUCAAGCGCUUUGGCGCCCAGACCCGCUUCUCGCGGCUGAAGCUUGAUACUAAGGUAAACUUCCCUAUUGAGGGCUUGGACCUGUCUGGUCGUGUGCAGGGGCCGCAUGACGACAAGGGGUUUGUGUAUGAUUUGAUCGGAGUCGACUGUCAUGUUGGCAGCAUGUCCGGCGGCCACUACACUGCCUAUGCCAAGAACUUCAGGACGGGCAAAUGGUGCUCCUACAACGGUAUGUAUCUGCGCUGCUCUAGUGAAAUCGAAUUAAAUAUCACUAACUCUCGUCCAGACUCUCGUGCUGCAGAGCUGAACAACCCCGCCGUAGUUGUAAGCCCCACGGCUUACUUGCUGUUCUACCGCCGUCGGUCCAGCCGUCCUCUGGGUGGACCGAAACUUGAAAAAAUUGCGGCUUCGUUCAAGGAUCCCGCGGCCAACGACGAUUCGAUGAAUGAAUCGCGUGGCCAGUCCCCGUCGGGGGAAGUGAAGCCCAGCGAGGAUGAGAACACGGACAGCGGGCCCGGCUCUGAACAAGAGGAAGGUAUGCACAACGCCGAGGGGGAGGAUCUUUGGCUCGAAUCCGACGACCCGUUCCACCUUUUCCAGGAUCCUUCGUGGUCUUUCGAUCCCGUACCCGAAGCUCACGACCUCGAACAGAUGAUCAACCGCUCUCCGGUGUCCUCCUCUAAUGGAGGCUUCGACGACCUUUUUGGCGAGACUGACAGCACCUUGGCUGUCAGUGACAUGGAGGAAAUGGAGGAGACCAGUCGGGAAAACCUGGGUGAGGACGAAGAGGUUGUUUCGGUCUGA